GAUCCGUGCCGUCGCUCCCACUUCAAAGGGAGGGAGGGGACGGGUCCAGGCUGGUAACCGGGCUGUAACGGGGAUAACCUGCAGCCUCCGUCUCUCGGAUGCUCUGAUGGAGUAAACCGAGCGACGAUGCGCUUUUAUUUCCGUUCUCCGUCGAUCAUGGACCGGGUUCAUCUGGCGACUCAAUAAAGCUCGGAUCCAGGGGUCAGAGGUCACCCACUAAAACCUGCACUUGUCCUCUUUCACCCCUGUACCCCACUUCACCUCCUUCCCCAAUCCCCUCAUCCACACACUGCCUCCCCAUCUUCUACCCUUUAUCCCAGCUUUCCUCACAAAUAAACCUGUGAGCCGUACCCCAACAAACAAACAGCUGUUGUGCUUUUCAAGACAAGAGAUCAGCUGUUCUCCAGACCCUCCUAGACUUCUCCUCAGAUAACACCUCUCACACUCAGGCUUCAAGAUGAUGUGCGAGGUGAUGCCCACCAUCUCGGAGGACGGGCGCGGCGGAGGAGGGGGCGGCUCAUCUUCCCCAGCGGGUGGUGGAGGAGUGAUGGGCGGUGGGAUGGGAGGCUAUGGUGGCCGUGAUCCCCGUGGGGGUGGCAGUGGUGGAGGAGGAGGAGGAGGUGAUGAAGGAGGAAGCACGGGCAACCUGGAGUCACUGAUGGUGAACAUGCUGACGGAGAGGGAGAGGCUGCUGGAGAGCCUGAGGGAGACGCAGGAUAGUCUGGGGACGGCACACCUUCGCCUGAGAGAGCUGGGCCAUGAGAAGGAGUCCCUGCAGAGGCAGCUGUCCAUCGCCCUGCCACAGGAGUUUGCAGUGCUGACCAAAGAGCUAAACCUGUGCCGGGAACAGCUGCUGGAGAGGGAGGAGGAGAUCGCUGAGCUGAAGGCUGAGAGAAACAACACACGACUGCUGCUUGAGCAUCUGGAGUGCCUGGUGUCGCGCCAUGAGCGCAGCCUGAGGAUGACAGUGGUGAAGAGGCAGGCCCAGUCUCCGGCAGGGGUCUCCAGCGAGGUGGAGGUCCUGAAAGCCCUCAAGUCUUUGUUUGAGCACCACAAAGCGUUAGAUGAGAAAGUCCGGGAAAGGCUACGAGUGGCAUUGGAACGCGUGGCUGUCCUGGAGGAGGAGCUACAGUCUUCCUCUCAGGAGGUGGUAACUCUGAAGGAACAAGUCAAACGACGACAACAGGGACUAGACAACGGCAAAGAGCGACUUCCCAAUGGACCAUCCUCCAUCUUGGACGAUGGUGAGAUCGACCGGCAAAGAGAGGGCGAGAUCGAGCGACAGAGGUCAGAGCUGGGGCAGCUCAAAGAGAGACUGGCACUCAUGUGCAGACAGGUUGGUGAGAUUGAGGAGCAGCUUACAUCUGCCAGAAGGGAGCUGGCGCGCUCUGAAGAAGCCAACCAGAAACUGCAGCGGGAUUUAAAAGAGGCGUUAUGUCAAAGAGAAGACAUGGAGGAGAGAAUUACCACGUUAGAGCGCAGGUACCUGAGUGCCCAGAGGGAGGCAACGUCUCUCCAUGACAUUAAAGACAAACUGGAAAACGAGCUGGCCAGCAAAGAGUCCCUCCACAGACAGAGCGAGGAGAAAAACCGGCAGCUCCAGGAGCGCCUGGAUGAUGCCAAACAGAAGCUGCAGCAAACCCUGCAGAGGGCUGAGACUCUGCCUGAGAUCGAAGCUCAGCUCGCCCAGAGGGUGGCGGCGCUCAACAAGGCGGAGGAACGUCAUGGCAACUUUGAGGAGCGGCUGCGGCAGAUGGAGGCACAACUGGAGGAGAAGAACCAGGAGCUACAGAGAGCACGGCAGAGGGAAAGGAUGAAUGAUGAACACAACAAACGCCUCUCCGACACCGUGGACAAACUGCUGUCCGAGUCCAACGAGAGGCUGCAGCUUCACCUGAAGGAGAGGAUGGCUGCCCUGGAGGAAAAGAAUGCUCUAUCUGAGGAAUUGUCCAACAUGAAAAAACUCCAGGAUGAUCUGUUGGCAAACAAGGACCAGCUGAUCGCAGAGCUGGAGCGGCUUCAGCUGGAGGUGGAUCAGCUGAGAGCUCGGCCCAGUGGCUCUUAUUCCAGUCGCUCACUGCCAGGCAGUGCCCUGGAGCUGAGGUAUUCCCAUGGAGGCGGGUCUCUCCCAGCGGGCUCCACCGCUCACCUGGAUCCCUUUGGCAAUGCCUCUGCCGGGGGCGUGGUCAGGCGAAGCCACCGGGCCCGCUGGAGCACCGCACACGAGGACCCAAGCAAGUACCCAGACUGGGAGAGCGGGGCUCUGCUGGCAACCGGGUACGAGCCGGCCAUGGAUGUGGGGUGCUCCGACGAUGAGGAUGAUGGAGAACCUCGUUUUAGCUCCGAGCUUUUGUCCCCCAGCGGACAGACAGACGUACAGACCUUGGCCAUCAUGCUGCAGGAACAGCUGGAGGCCAUCAAUAAGGAGAUCAAGCUAAUCCAGGAGGAAAAGGAGAACACAGAGUUGCGUGCUGAGGAGAUUGAGAGUCGGGUUAGUGUGGCGUUAGACAGCCCACCAAUUCCUCCCUCCUCUCUGGGCAGAGACAGUACAGGACGGGGCUUCAUCCCAUCGUCCAUCACCUCCUCCACCUUGGCCUCCCCGUCUCCACCUAGUUCUGGACAUUCCACUCCUCGCCUGCCUCACUCCCCGGCUCGUGAAUCUGAUCGACAGAACAACAAGGAGGAUGAUCGAUCCCUCGCUCUUCUAGACUCUACUCCUCCUCCGACUCCCCGUGCGCUGCGGCUAGACAGGAUGGCCCUCACCCAUCCGGGGGCGAUGCUUGAUGACCCCCGAGAGUUUCGCAGCCUUUCUGCCGAUGGAAGCAGCUCCAACAGCAGCCAGGAUUCUCUCCACAAGUCCAGCAAGAAGAAAAGCAUCAAGUCUUCCAUUGGUCGGCUUUUUGGAAAGAAGGAAAAGGGAAGAUUGGGCCAACCAGGGCGCGAUGGAUCUGCUUCUCUGGCAUCCACACCCUCUGAGGACCUCAGCUCGGGAGACACCAUGGGAAUAAACAAGACAGGGACUCUUGGUUCGGCAGAUAAGGAUCGUCGCAGCAAAAAGAAGCAUGAGCUGCUGGAAGAAGCUUGUCGUCAAGGACUUCCAUUUGCGUCCUGGGAUGGACCUACAGUUGUGUCUUGGCUGGAGCUGUGGGUGGGAAUGCCCGCCUGGUAUGUUGCAGCGUGUCGUGCUAAUGUGAAAAGUGGAGCCAUCAUGGCAAACCUGUCCGACACUGAGAUCCAGAGGGAGAUCGGCAUCAGUAACCCGCUGCAUCGCCUCAAACUGCGGCUGGCCAUCCAGGAGAUGGUGUCCCUCACCAGCCCGUCUGCCCCAGCCAGCACUCGCUCUUCCACCAGUAACGUGUGGAUGACCCAUGCUGAGAUGGAGUCCCUGAAUGCUGCCACUAAACCUCCGGAGCUGAAAGAAUUCAGCUGGGAUCAGAUACUGGCCUAUGGUGAUAUGAAUCAUGAGUGGGUGGGCAACGACUGGCUGCCCAGCCUAGGCCUACCGCAGUAUCGCAGCUAUUUCAUGGAGUCUCUCGUGGACGCUCGCAUGCUGGACCACCUGACCAAGAAGGAGCUGAGAGGACAGCUCAAGAUGGUGGACAGCUUCCACAGGGUCAGUUUGCAUUAUGGCAUCAUGUGCCUGAAGCGCCUGAAUUAUGACCGCAAGGAGCUGGAGAGGAGGAGAGAGGACAGCGUCCACCAAAAUAAAGAUGUGAUGGUGUGGUCCAAUGAGCGCGUGAUGUGCUGGGUGCAGACCAUCGGCCUGAAGGAAUACGCCGACAACCUCCGUGAGAGCGGCGUGCACGGGUCUCUGCUGGCUUUAGAUGACACGUUUGACUACACCGACCUGGCCCUGCUGCUGCAGAUCCCCAAUCAGAACACACAGGCCAGACAGCUCCUAGAGCAGGAGUACAACUCCCUGAUCUCCAUGGGAACUGAAAGACGACCCGAUGAGGAUGGGACUAAGACGUUCACCCGCUCGCCCUCCUGGAGGAAGAUGUUUAGAGAGAAAGACCUCCGGGGUGUAACCUCUGACUCCGCCGAGACGCUGCCCGCUAACUUCCGUGCCUCAGCCAUCUCCACGCCCUCGGUUACUCUGAGAAAGGUUCAGAGUGAUGCAGCCAGCUCUGGUGCCCGGGGUGAAUCUGCCUCAGUGAGGACGUACUCCUGUUGAGCGGCUGAGGGUGCUGACUGGACUGGGUCGAGAGGAGGCUCUCACUCAUCACCGAAGAAAGAAGCAAAGAGUGCAACACUUAAAAAUAUCCGUCUGACCAUUCUGCAAUAACAGUAGCAAAGGAAUAAGGAGGAAAAUGACAUGAAGAAUGUAUAAAUGUGUUCUCAGACUUUGGCGUUGGAUUGGGAUCUGCUGUUUCCUCUCUCCGUCUCUCUUCCUGCCCUUCAGAGCGUUCCUCUGUGAGGCGACUAAAGGACAGUGCCACUGUUGUUAGGUCAAGGCAGGGUUUCUGUUGGUGUCUGCACUCAGUCUGCAGCGUCGGCGGGAUCGGGGUUCGUUUUUCCACCUUCAGAGGCCAACUUCUCGCGGCCAUUUAUCGUCUUACAGCUAGAAACAACCUAACGUGUCGCCUUACAAAUUCUGCUUAACGAUAGCUAUGUUCCACAAAAGGCAGAAGUUAACCCCAUUGUCAAAGUCUGCAUUCAGAGGGUGUUAAGAUUGUAAAGUGAUUCUGGGAGACAGACAGACGUAUUCGAAACAACAUUGAUGUUCUUCUCUGGGUCGGUGUCCGGUGUCCGGUCCUUUUGUCGGUCCCUGUCAGAGUUGUCCUGUGUCCCCACCAGGAUCAGGUGGUGUAGCAAAGCAUGUCCAAAUUCAGACCACCAUUUAGCUCCGACCACAUCCGAGCUCUAUUGUCUGUUGGCACCUUGAAAGCUGAUAGGAAUCUCUUUUGAAGGGGAUCUGCUGUUGACAUCAAAGGGUCGGAGCUGAAUGGGGCAGGGUGCAGAGACGCCACGGAGGCUUUAUGUCCACCAACUUCGUGAUGUCAAAGGCAGGAAAUCAAUUAAGACGCCAAUGGUCCCACUUUGUCAGAAACUGGCCUUUACAAAGUUUUUGGUUGCAAAAAUCUUGUAGGCGUACAACUUGGGCAUGUUCCAACAUACGUCUCCUCAGUACAGCCUUGCUAGUUAGAAUUGGCUAGAAAAGCCAUUUUCCCUUCAUCGGAGGCUAGAGACCCUUAAAAUAAACACAGCAGGUAAGGUAUCGCCGGAAAUAAAACAAUCUCAUGUCAUUUUAUUGCUGCUAGGACAAAGAAAACCCUUAUGAAAAGGUAAAAAUCACAUUUUUGUGUGUUAGCCGUCUGUGCUAAUUUACUUCCUAAUAUCCUUAAAGAGCAAGUCACCCCCUACCAGAGUCUAACUCCACUCCCACUUCAUGUUUGAAAAAUGCAACACAUGCUGUUGCCUGGCAGACCGAGAGGGCGGAGCCGCUAACAAAUACACACACUCAGGCUCACGACAGCAUUGUGACAUCAUAAUGUACCAGUUUACAUCAUAGCAUACUUCUUAGCCAAUAGCGGUGGCAGAUUUAAAUUAGAAUACAGUACAGAGUUUUUACCUGACAACGGCACAACACUGCCAGUUUUAGGCAGAAUAUUUAAAUUUUAACUAAGAUGCACUGAAGUGCCAAAUUAUUGACGACACGUGUCUGCAGCACGAUUAGACACUCGUUUAUUUAGUUUUAUCAGCAAAAAAAAGUUUAUUUGGGGGGUGACUUGCUCUUUAAAGUAAAAUGAGCAGCUGACUUUGGAAUUUCUAGUAUUGCAUUAAUUGUUUAGACAUGAAGAACUUUUCUGUUUGAACUUAAAACGUGAAAUGUAAUCACCUCCAUGUUAUUUUGGGUUAAACCCCGUUGUAGAUCAGCUCUGACCUCCUUUACCAAAAACAAACAUGAAUAUUUCUGAAAUUCUGACUCCUAAAUAAUAACAUACAGUUUGAAUGACUUGAUAUAUGUUAAUAAUGUCUUAAUGAUUAAAAAAAAACAUUAAAGCCAACGUUUAUCAUGUAGAACAACUCAUUUUGUCUUAAAGGUUUCUCCAAAAUAAAAUGUUUAAUUUCACUUAUUUGGUUUAAAAUAUAGUUUUGCCAAAUAUUUCAGAAAGCAAUAAUCCAUCCAGUGUAGAAGCUUAGAAAUGCGAUUAAACAGAAACAAGAAAUUUCCAGACAGCAAACAAACAUUUUCACAACUUUAGAGUCUUUUACAGCCAAACGUUUUCGUUAACAGGCAUCAGAUCAUUAAACAACAGGUCAAUUUUGCAAACGAUGGACCAAGUUUAAAGUUUGUUAGACGAGAAAGUGAAAUCAAAGUUCAGGAUGAUGCAACAGAAGACCUCCACCCCAAUCAGGGGUAAUCCUGAUGAGGGCAGAGCCGACAGAGGGAUGAAACAGCAGCUCAGUAGGAGGAAAGAAAUGUAAACAAAAGGAGGAUGGACAAAGUCGGUCAUUUUUCUGCACACACAAGCCAUAACAGAGAGGAAGAGCUGUCUGGGGGGUGAGAGUAGAGACGACGGCCCGAGGAAGCCCAGAAAACAAAACCUUUAGCCUCUUUGUUUACGAUGCAUGUCAAAUAAUGACAAUGAGCUAAAAACAUUUUUUUGGUAGUGAAGAUGAGGUGUCGUUUAAAAAAAUAUAUAUCUGUAUGAUAAACCUACAGUGGUGGGGUGGUGGGGGGUGACCCUGGGGAUCAAUUUGUAAAAUGUGUGUAUUUUUUUCAGUUGUAUUUUUUUAUUUUUUACGAUAACUUAUUUAUUUUCAUCGGGUAUGUAUUGGAUAAAUGUAUGUACAUGUUGGGUUCAUCCUUCACUUCAUUUGAACUGGUUUUAAAAGUAAAACAUUGAAAAUGGUCAAAUACGCUACUGUAUGUGUACAUUUUGAAAACAAACUGUGCAACGAUUGAACAGAUUUCCAUGAUUCAAUGAUAGUAAUACAAAUAAAAUAUCAUCUUGAAAAUAAAGAAUGAAAAUAGUGAUGUAAGAGAAAAAAAAAUGUAAAAAUUAAAGUGGUCCAGGUGGGUUUACUGAUCA
Molecule: messenger RNA, 7037 nt
Organism: Nothobranchius furzeri (turquoise killifish)
Lineage: Eukaryota; Metazoa; Chordata; Actinopteri; Cyprinodontiformes; Nothobranchiidae
Gene: ppfia3
Product: PTPRF interacting protein alpha 3
Biological process (GO): synapse organization
Cellular component (GO): presynaptic active zone
Molecular function (GO): protein binding
Source: RefSeq, a predicted model, not a curated record